CCUCCCUCCCCCCCCUCCCGCCUCGGCUCUCUUCUCCGCCGCCUGUCCCCUUCCGCUCCGCGCGCCAAACAGGAUCGAUCCCGAGAACAAGACGGAGACUUUUUAAACAAGCGCUAACCGCCCUCUCGCGGAACUGCUGAUCCAAUCCCGGCUGCUCCCAAAUCGUUGUUGCUAGGUGUUUUGGGCUGCUGAGGAAGCGGCAGCGAGGAGAUAUGGGGAAAGCUUCCAAGGACAAGAGGGAUAUAUACUACCGCAAGGCAAAGGAAGAAGGUUGGAGGGCGAGGAGCGCCUUCAAGCUCCUCCAAAUUGAUGAGGAAUUCAACAUCUUUCAAGGAGUGAAGCGUGUAGUUGAUCUGUGUGCCGCCCCUGGUAGUUGGAGUCAGGUGUUGAGUCGAAAGUUAUAUGUUCCAGCGAAGUUGUCUCCAGAGUGUGGGGAUGGCGAUCCGCCUCUUAUUGUUGCAAUUGAUUUACAGCCCAUGGCUCCAAUAGAAGGUGUUAUUCAAGUCCAGGGUGAUAUUACAAAUGCUCGAACUGCUGAAGUGGUCAUUAAACAUUUUGAUGGAUGCAAAGCCGACUUGGUUGUUUGUGAUGGUGCUCCCGAUGUUACCGGACUUCAUGAUAUGGAUGAAUUCGUUCAGUCGCAACUUAUUUUGGCAGCACUGACCAUUGUUACUCAUGUGCUUCGAGUGGGUGGUAAAUUCAUUGCUAAGAUAUUUCGUGGUAAAGAUACAAGCCUCCUCUAUUGCCAACUGAAAUUGUUCUUCUCGCAUGUUACCUUUGCAAAACCGAAAAGCAGCCGUAACUCAAGUAUUGAGGCGUUUGCUGUUUGUGAAAACUAUUCGCCUCCUGAAGGAUUUAAUGAGAAAGAUUUAUAUCACCUCCUGGAGAAAGUAGGGAGUCCUUCAGGGGAUGGUGAUCUAGACUGCAGUAGUGGAUGGUUGGAGGGACCAAACAAGGUUUAUAUUCCGUUUUUGGCUUGCGGGGACCUCAGCGGCUAUGACUCAGACCGUUCAUACCCUCUCCCAAGUAGUGCAGAAGGUGGCUCUUACCAGAGCUUGGAUCCAGUUCAGCCCCCAAUUGCUCCACCAUAUAAGAGGGCGCUAGAACUAAAGAAAGCUUCUAGCCAUGGGGUGGUAGACAUUGAUAAGCUCUCCCUCGAUUCAUGAAUCCCGACAUCUUCUGUAUUUUCUUUGUGAUCAAGCAGUGAUUAUGUUUUAUUGCUCCCGUAGUUGUACGGAGAACCUUUUCUAUUUAUUUAUGCCCGGUGGUAGCCUUUAAAGAUAUGUACUCACAGAAUAUUAUGGAGAUGAUGCAAUUUUGGGUUUCACUGGUAUUGCUAACCCAUUUCUCGUCUUUUAUUCUGAUUCAAUGGAGAAUUACUGUUUGCUUA
Molecule: messenger RNA, 1390 nt
Organism: Asparagus officinalis (garden asparagus)
Lineage: Eukaryota; Viridiplantae; Streptophyta; Magnoliopsida; Asparagales; Asparagaceae
Product: putative tRNA (cytidine(32)/guanosine(34)-2'-O)-methyltransferase
Exons: 12
Coding region: 213-1166 (317 amino acids)
Biological process (GO): cytoplasmic translation; tRNA methylation
Cellular component (GO): cytoplasm
Molecular function (GO): tRNA methyltransferase activity
Source: RefSeq, a predicted model, not a curated record